Molecule: messenger RNA, 872 nt
Organism: Cantharellus anzutake
Lineage: Eukaryota; Fungi; Basidiomycota; Agaricomycetes; Cantharellales; Hydnaceae
Exons: 4
Coding region: 30-809 (259 amino acids)
Cellular component (GO): COP9 signalosome
Source: RefSeq, a predicted model, not a curated record
CCGCUGCCAAGUUGGAGCCAUUUCUGCUGAUGGCAAAGUCCUUGAAGGGAGCUGCAGCAACAAAACUCAUCGAGGACGUCAUCACAGCGCCCGGCGUCUUUGUUUAUGCUGAGCUGAUGGAUCUUCCUGGUAUCAAAUCGCUCGCGGGGACGCAGUAUGAUUCCUACCUUGAGCUGCUUCAAAUAUUCUCGUACGGGACAUAUGGUGACUAUAAAGCCAAGCAUUCGUCUCUUCCAAAACUGAAUGAAAAUCAACUCAUCAAACUCAAACAAUUAUCCAUGGUCUCUCUUGCGAAUGAGACACGGAUUCUCCCCUACUCCCGCCUCCUUACCAUCCUCGAUUUACCCACAAUCCGUGCCCUAGAAGACUUGAUAAUAGACGCCAUAUACGCCGGCAUUGUGAGCGGGAAACUUGAUCAGAAGUUUUCGCAAUUUCAAGUUCACAGUACAAUGGGACGCGACCUUCGCCCAGGUCAACUUGAAGAGCUUCUUGGUGCAUUGCAGGAUUGGUCAAACCGCACGAAAGAAGUCCUUGAUAGCCUUGACAGCGCGAUCGCUGAGGCUGUAGCAAACGCAGCUCAAAAGACGGAGAACCAGAAAGAAUGGGAGACGGUUCGACAAGCCACCGUCACAGAACUUGUCACAGCCAAAACAGGAAUACCGAAAGGCAGGAGGGAAGAGGCGAUGGAUGUGGAUAUUGUACCCAGUGCGUCCUCUUCAGGUGUACAUUCUCGACGAAAACCCACAGCAGUCGAAACUGGAUCGAGUGCAGCGUCAAACGCGAGAAAACGUCAUCGCGGUGGCCCAUGAUUCCCUACAAACCAAUUUCAUAACCGUUCAUGUAUAUUACCUACAACCAUAUAUGCAGGUCAC